Messenger RNA from Closterium sp. NIES-65, 1059 nucleotides. The record is from the annotation of a GenBank genome assembly. NCBI's taxonomy places the organism in Eukaryota, Viridiplantae, Streptophyta, Zygnematophyceae, Desmidiales, Closteriaceae.
AUGGCCGCCACCAUCAACGCUUCGCUCGCAGCAAUCUCCGCGAAAGCCGCUACUCCCUCGAGCCUGGCGUCGCCUGCCACGUGGCAAAAACGUGUUGGUCCUUCGACGGCGUUCGUCGCACGCGGUCAGCCGCUUCCUUCGUCGCUCGCCUCUCGUCGCAUUCCCGUGGCGCCUGCGACGAAUGCGGGCGCGUGCGACCGCCGAGCGACGGCGCUUCGCGUCGUCGCCUCAGCCGUGAGCGACAAGCCUGCCACAGCGGCGACUCCUGGCGGCGGCGCGGGAGUUGGCAAGUCGUACAACGUCGUCGUUACGGGAUCGACUAAAGGCAUCGGCCUGGCAUUGGUGCGUGAGUUCCUGAGGGCGGGAGACAGAGUCGUGGUGUGCUCACGAUCAGGGGAGAGGGUGGAUGAUGUGGUUGCUCAACUGCAGAAGGAGUUUGGCAAAGAGAACGUGGUGGGCACCGCAUGCGAUGUAUCUAAGGCAGAGGAUGUGAAGGCUCUGGCUGAAUUUGCUGUCAAAUCACUUGGAUCCGUGGAUGUGUGGAUCAACAAUGCAGGCUCCAACGCGUAUGAGUACGCUCCUUUGGUGGAGGCGGGAGAUGCGGCCUUAGAGGAGAUCGUGCGAACCAAUGUGUUGGGCGUGAUGCUGUGCUGCCGCCAGGCCAUGCGCCUCAUGCGGGACCAGCCUGGAGGGGGACACAUUUUCAACAUGGACGGGGCUGGGGCUGAUGGGAAUGCCACCCCGCGCUUCGCAGCCUACGGAGCCACCAAGCGCAGCCUGGCGCAGUUCACCAAGUCACUGCAGGCGGAGCUGAAGAUGCUUAAAGUCCCCAACGUCGUUGUGCACAACCUGUCGCCCGGCAUGGUGACCACUGACCUGCUCAUGUCCGGCGCCAACACUCCUCAGGCCAAGUUUUUCAUCAAUGCCCUGGCAGAGCCAGCAGAGGAGGUCGCUCAAUUCCUCGUGCCACGAGUGAGAGAGGUGCCUGCUAGCGGAGCCAGCACCUCCACCUACAUCAAGUUUCUCACCAAGCCUAAAGCCUUCUCGCAAAUAUUCCAG